UUAAGGCGGGCUCAGGCGGUUUCUUUCAGUCUAUCUCCUCCCAGUCUUUCUUGCAAACCCAAAACAAAGAUAAAGCAAAACAAAACCCUCACCUUCCUCUCAGUGUGCGCGUCUCUCGCUACAAAUUCAAAAAUGGCAGUGUCUUCCGGCAUUAUCUCCACCUUCAUCUCCGCCGAGACGGCGCCGCUACUCAAGUCUUCAUCUUCACCAGCCCUUCGCCUCUCUCCAGUUCGUCCUAACUUGCGUAUGGUUCGGACCUUAACCUACGCUACCGCUUCCAAGGUGGUCACCGGAGAGCGCCAGCCUCGAGGCAUCAUGAAGCCCCGCCCUGUCUCACCUGAAAUGCAAAGCCUUGUUGGGGCUCCUGAAAUUUCUCGCACUCAGGCUCUUAAGCGGAUUUGGGCUCAUAUUAAGGAAAACAAUCUCCAGGAUCCUGAAAACAAGAAGAUUAUAAUUUGUGAUGAGAAGCUGAAGAAGAUUUUCGGCGGGAAAGAUAGGGUUGGGUUUCUUGAGAUUGCGGGGUUGAUUAGUCCUCAUUUCCUUAAAUGAAUGUAAGUCGAGCGGAUAUGGAAAUUUUGGGUUGCCUAGUGCCUACUGUGGGGUGUGUCAUUGUCCCGGAUGUUUUCACCACUUUGGCCCCUGCAUCCGGGUUUUUUUUGUAAUGUUCUUACUCAGGCCCCUCAGUUGUUGCAUACAGGAGUAAGAUAACUAAGAUGUAUGUAUCUUGUAAUCUUGUUUGUGUAAUGUGUAGGCUUCUUAGGAUGAUAUAUUAGUGGCUGCCAGCUUAGUUUGUUGGAAGUCUAUCCUUUUAGAUUGUUGACAAUUGCUUCUUAUUUUUGCCGUCGUCUUUCUCUAA
Messenger RNA from Tripterygium wilfordii, 856 nucleotides. RefSeq lists its product as uncharacterized. The coding region runs from base 133 to 549 and encodes 138 amino acids. Gene Ontology annotation, cellular component: nucleus. The transcript has 2 exons. Lineage: Eukaryota; Viridiplantae; Streptophyta; Magnoliopsida; Celastrales; Celastraceae. The record is from RefSeq and is a predicted model, not a curated record.